Patella vulgata (common limpet) is the source of this 4072-nucleotide messenger RNA. RefSeq names its product GA-binding protein subunit beta-1. The record is from RefSeq and is a predicted model, not a curated record. Gene Ontology annotation, cellular component: cytoplasm; nucleus. Gene Ontology annotation, biological process: innate immune response; positive regulation of transcription by RNA polymerase II. Lineage: Eukaryota; Metazoa; Mollusca; Gastropoda; Patellidae. Bases 171 to 1661 code for a protein of 496 amino acids. The transcript is spliced from 12 exons. Gene Ontology annotation, molecular function: protein binding; transcription cis-regulatory region binding.
UAAUGAUAAUAAUAAGGAAUAGGUAUGCAAAGUUUCAAAAGGAUCUGUUAAGAAUUGCAGCCUGUAGGCGAUUCACAGACACAAAAAUUGGACGUGGCUCUCUCUCUCCCAAGGGGUCAGGCAGGCACCAAAAAUAAUCUAGGUCAUUCUUAGGUUAUAAGGAUUAAUCAAUGUCAUUGGUUGACUUGGGUAAGCGGCUGCUAGAUGCAGCCAAAAAAGGUGACACAGAUGCUGUCAGAGCGUUGAUGUCCAAUGGAGCCCCAUUCACUACAGACUGGCUUGGCACAUCACCUCUCCAUUUUGCCACACAAUGUGGUCAUCAGCAUACAGUAGAGGUAUUGUUAAGAGCUGGAAUUAGUCGUGAUGCUAGAACUAAAGUUGAUAGAACACCUCUUCAUGUAGCAGCUCAGGAAGGACAUGUUGGCAUAGUGGAAUUGUUAUUACAAAAUGCAGCAGAUAUUGACGCAAAGGACAUGUUGAAAAUGACACCUCUUCAUUGGGCAACAGAAAAAGGUCAUGUGCAGAUUAUAGAAGUAUUAUUAAAACAUGGUGCUGACAUAAAUUGUGCAAAUAAGUUUGAUAGAACACCUUUAGACAUAGCGAUAGCUAAUGGUAGAUUGGACUUGGCACAAAUGUUGAGAAAUGGACAGUUAACUUUACCAUCACUUCCAAAUGCUGAUGGUGAAAUAGUUACUAUAGAAACAACAGAAGCUACAGAAAUUGUUUCAACGUCAGAGCAACUUGAAGGUGACCAUUCUUCUGAUCUACCUAUUUUACCAGUCACACUCGUUCAAAAUACAGCACCAUCAAUAAAAACAGAGAAAUUUGAUAGUGUAAAUGGUACAUGUGAGACUGAUCAAAGCAGUACAUCAGUUUUAGCUACACUGGCAGCAUUAGCGGAAGCAUCAGGUCCAAUCAACUCACAGAAUGUGAGUAGUGCUGAAACAAUGAAUUGGUUAGAAAGUCAUGGUAUAACUAUGAUAUCUACAGCUGAUGGUAGUAUUAUAACAUCUGCUGUCGAUAGCGGACAAACAAUAACACUUACAGAAGCAGGAAAAAUAGCAUUAGAUAUAAUUCAGCAGCAAGAAUUAGUGGGUGAAACAGUUGAAGAAACAGAAGUAACUGAAGGUGUAGAUAACUCUAAUAUAGAAACGUUAACAGUACAAGAUGGUGAUUCACAAAAAGUUAUAACUAUAGUAGCUAAUACUCAGGAUAGUACAGAGAAUGAAGAAACAUUAGCUGUUGUGGAUACUGAAACUCUGCAGAAUGUUACACUCAUAACACAACCAGAAGAUAAUAGUGAUGAACCUGUAUGUAAAAAGAUUAAAAUAGAAGAUAAUGUUAUAGAAGAUUUAUCGACAGAACAAAUACUACAAGAAGAAGAUGAUGAUGGUACUGAACAACUUGUUUUACAUUUAGAAGAAACAGGUGGUGCUGAGACUAUAACAACUGAAGAUACAACUACAGAAACUACAACAACAGAAAUUACAGUAGAAGAUACAGAACAGAAAGAGGGAGUGGAGGAUAACCAUGAUGAUUUAAAACGACAGUUAGAAGAGGUACAAAAACAAGCCAAGGCUUUCCAGGAAAAGCUGAGAGAAAAGGAGGAAGAAGCUGAGACCUACAAAAAGCAGUUGAGUGAAAAAAAGAAAAGUGAAUAGUGUGCCGACAGCUGAUUAUGAAUUGUUAUUAGACUAUUUAAUAAACCUGUAAAUAUAUCAUAGUCAUUACUUCAUCAUGUCUCUACUAAUUUUACAGCAAAUUUGUGUACUGAUUCCACAACAAAGAUUUAUAUACAACUGAAAACCAUCUCUUAUAAUUAUAAGAGGAUCAGACAGUGGCAGCUUAUUGUGUUUACAAAAUGUCUGAUGAAUUUCUUACAUUGGUUAAGUAUUGAUGUUAAAGAUUAUGAGUAAAGUCAAUAUUAUUAUAGCUUGCUAAUUGUUGCAUGUGUGCUAACUCCACUAUGGAAGUUUUCCAACAACCAACCCAUUUAAAACAGAUCACCUUAGAUUUCCCAAACAAGUUUUCCUACUAAUCUGUGAGCAGGCACAUAAGCAAAAUGCAAAAACCUUAUUAUUGAGUUUAAUAAUAUAUUAAGUUUAUUGAUGUAUUUAAAUUCACCUCAAUGAUGUUAUUUCACAAGUCUUCUUAUUUUUUAUACGUCCAAUUUGUUUGUGGACACUCUACAGGUCACAAUUUUUAUCCAAUUUUGACGAAACUUGAAAUAUAGGUCUAUUUCCCAAAGAUCUCAGUUCCUUUCGAUAUUGACAUGUAUCGGACCAUAACUUCAUGGAUUAUGGCCCCUGAUUUUACGGAAAAUCACGUUUUUAGCUUGUGGACACUCUAGAGAUCACAAUUUUGAUCCGAUUUUGAUGAAACUUGAAAUGCAUGUUUAUAACCCAAAGAUCUUGGUUCCUUUCGAUAUUCGCGCAUAUCAGAUCGUAACUUCCUGGAUUAUGGCUGUUGAUUGUACAAAAAAAUGCGUUUUGAGCUUGUGGUCCCUAUAGAGGUCACAAUUUUUAUCCGAUUUAAAAAAGUUUUAGUAUAUCACCAUUACACACUAAUGAUGGUUGAGUUCUAAUUUCGUUAAAAUCGGACCAAAACUGACGGAUGAAAUGGCCGCCCCCUGUACGCAAAUAAUGUCAAAUAUGGUAUAUCAAGGUUGUGGACCCUCUAGAGGCCAGUUUUUAUCCGAUUUGGAUGAAAAUUUAAAUAUAUGUUUUUAUCAUAAAGAUCUUGGUUACUUUUGAUAAUCACACAUAUCCGAACUUAACUUCCUGGAUUAUGGCCCCUAAUUAGUCGUGGAUUCUCUAGAGGUCACAAUUUUUUUUCCGAUUUUAAAAACCAUUUAGAUAUAUCACCAUUACACCAUAAUGAAGGUUGAAUUCGAAUUUCGGGAAAAUCGAAAUGAAACUGCCCGCCAAAAUGGCUGCUCUUUGUACGCGAAUUGUGUAUAAGUAUGUAAUUCAAAGGUUAUGGACCCUCUAGAGGUCACAAUUUUUAUCCAAUUUUGAUGAAACUUAAAACAUAUCUUUAUAUUCCAAAAAUCUCAGUCUCUUUUGAUAUUUGCACAUUUCAGACCAUAACUUUCUGGAUUAUGGCCCCUGAUUGUACAAAAAAUCGUUUUUGUUUUUAGCUUGUUCUCUAUCCAUCUCUUGCGAAAUGUGGGCGUAUCCUGCCUGGCAGCCGCUGGUUGCAAUAUAUGUAGACUUAUAAAAUUCUAUUUACAAUAACUAUUUUAUAGAGAUAGUUAAUUAAAAAUAAAUUUGACUGGGCAAUAAUUGUGAAGUGGUUUCAACUCAGUGAAACAUUCCCACAGAUCUCGUACAGUCCAUAUUUGAUAAUCGUUGCUACAGACAGUCGAAUAUGGUUUCACCUAUUUUGAGUGAUCAUGUGAUGCACAUGAAUCAGCCAUUUGGAGUGGUUAUGUGAUGUGCAUGGAUCAUAAAAAGGUGGGGUGUAUGAUUGCUGGAAUCAAGUAGGCCUACAUGUAACUUAGCAUUCUUAUCACAGUACUAGUAUGCUGUUUGUUAUAAUGUACAGAAUAUGGAUUGAUUAGAGUAUUUCUAACAUUAAAUAUUAAUUGCAUCAAUGUUUAUACUAAUCAUACUGCAACAAAAUUGAGAAGUUAUCAAUUCUUAAUGCUGAACGGAGUUACAAAAGUAAUGUGUCUAAAUAUCUGAGUGAUAUGAUAUUCCUUUUAGCAUUUUAACUCUAUUUUACAUUUGUAUUCAGAAAUUCAGUAUUUCUCAUCUCAUAUCUAUGAUUUAUAGAUAUAUCCAUAUAGAUUUAAAAUUAAAACCCUUUAUUUUAAUUGUAAAUAACAUAUUUUAAGACAGGUUGUAUGGAUUUCAAUGAAAUUGAUGAGAAGUCAUUUGUACAUAGAAAAGUCAUUUUUAUUUCAUUUUUUAUAAUAAAAACAAUGUAAUUAUUAUAUUUUCAAUGAUGACAUGACAAUCUACAGAAACUGUGACAUCCUACAGUACAGGGAUGAAUGUCCCUCCUACUCAAUAUAGGCCUACCGGUAUUUGUAUUCUUGAGAACAACAUAGUGAUUUGCUUUGGGGCUA